This is a messenger RNA of Perognathus longimembris pacificus (Pacific pocket mouse), 2119 nucleotides long. It is a transcript of the gene Pmpcb, whose product is annotated as peptidase, mitochondrial processing subunit beta. Gene Ontology annotation, molecular function: metal ion binding; metalloendopeptidase activity. The record is from RefSeq and is a predicted model, not a curated record. The transcript has 13 exons. Gene Ontology annotation, cellular component: mitochondrion. Lineage: Eukaryota; Metazoa; Chordata; Mammalia; Rodentia; Heteromyidae. Bases 55 to 1524 code for a protein of 489 amino acids.
CGGAAACCUCGGGUCACUACCCCGGAAGUACAUCUCCGGUGGUCCUUUUCCGUCAUGGCGGCGGCCGCAGCCCGAACACUACUAUUACCAGCGACGCGGCGGCGGCUGUGGGGUUUUGCCGAGAAGUUACUGGUCCGAAGUGCCGCUGGGCAGUCAUUAUAUUUUGGAGGAAACAGACUAAGAAGUACACAGGCUGCUACACAAGUUGUUCUGAAUGUUCCGGAAACACGAGUAACAUGCUUGGAAAAUGGACUUAGAGUGGCCUCUGAAGAUUCUGGGCUGUCAACAUGCACAGUUGGGCUGUGGAUUGAUGCUGGAAGUCGAUAUGAAAAUGAGAAGAAUAAUGGGACAGCUCACUUUCUGGAGCAUAUGGCUUUCAAGGGCACCAAAAAGAGAUCCCAAUUAGACCUGGAACUUGAGAUUGAAAAUAUGGGUGCUCAUCUUAAUGCCUAUACCUCCCGCGAGCAGACUGUAUAUUAUGCCAAAGCAUUCUCUAAAGAUUUACCAAGAGCUGUAGAAAUUCUUGCUGAUAUAAUACAAAACAGCACAUUGGGAGAAGCGGAGAUUGAACGUGAGCGUGGAGUAAUCCUUAGAGAGAUGCAAGAAGUUGAAACCAAUUUGCAAGAAGUUGUUUUUGAUUAUCUUCAUGCCACAGCUUAUCAAAAUACUGCACUUGGACGGACAAUUUUGGGACCAACUGAAAAUAUCAAAUCUAUAAAUCGUAAGGACUUAGUGGAUUAUAUAACUACACAUUAUAAGGGACCGAGAAUAGUGCUUGCUGCUGCUGGAGGUGUUUCCCAUGAUGAGCUGCUUGAGUUAGCAAAGAUUCAUUUUGGCGAAUCUUUGUGCACACAGAAAGGAAAUAUACCAGCUCUGCCUCCCUGCAAGUUCACAGGAAGUGAGAUUCGAGUGAGGGAUGACAAGAUGCCUUUGGCACAUCUAGCAAUAGCUGUUGAAGCUGUUGGUUGGGCACAUCCAGACACAAUCUGUCUCAUGGUUGCAAACACAUUGAUUGGCAACUGGGAUCGCUCUUUUGGUGGAGGAAUGAAUUUAUCUAGCAAGCUGGCCCAGCUCACUUGUCAUGGUAAUCUCUGCCACAGCUUCCAGUCUUUCAACACUUCCUACACAGAUACAGGACUAUGGGGGCUCUAUAUGGUUUGUGAACCAGCAACAGUUGCAGACAUGCUACAUGUUGUUCAAAAAGAAUGGAUGCGACUCUGUACAAGUGUCACUGAGAGUGAAGUUGCACGAGCCAAAAAUCUUCUGAAAACAAACAUGUUGUUACAGCUUGAUGGCUCAACUCCAAUUUGUGAAGAUAUUGGUCGGCAGAUGUUAUGCUAUAACAGAAGAAUUCCCAUCCCUGAACUUGAAGCAAGAAUUGAUGCUGUGAAUGCUGAGACAGUUCGAAAAAUAUGUACCAAAUAUAUUUAUGGCAAAAGUCCAGCUAUUGCCGCUGUUGGUCCCAUUGAGCAACUACCAGACUUUAACCAGAUUUGCAGUAACAUGUGCUGGCUUCAAAAUUAAAAGGCUGUAACCAAAUAUUUCCAAGAAAAAUUAAGAGACCUACAGGUUUUACACUGUCAGUACUAAAGAGAAAAGUAAAAAUGUAUUUGGAAGUUUGAAUUACAUACCGAGUCAUAUUUUCACAAAACUGGACUGCCACUGUGGUGAUUGUUUUGUGUCAUGAUUGGUAUUUGUGUGAAGGAACUUGGGAAGCAGCACAGAUCCUGUACAGUAUUUUCAGUUUUAUUAUAAAAAUGAACAUACAGCAAAGAUUGUCAUUAUGUCAUUUCUUGGCUCUACUUGCAUUUAGCACUUGCUCUUGAGCAGCUUUCUUUGCUUUUACCAUUUCAACGAGUUCCUAAGAGGGAGAAAGAUUUAAAUUAAGCAGUGAGUUUUAAAAUGGACAUAAUCCAGCAUUUGAUACUAUUGUGUUAAUAUUCUAAUGUUUCAAUAACUCAAGUUGGAUGAAUCUAAAAAAAAAAUAGUACUAUAAGCAUUAAUAACAGUUUGGUCAUUAUAACAAUUUUUACCUAACUAGUAAACAAAAGUAAAGUGCUAACUAUAUCAUAAGUUACAAUUUAAAUGAUAAAGAAAUUUAUAAAUGCUAAAAACCUUG